Molecule: messenger RNA, 1393 nt
Organism: Abrus precatorius (Indian licorice)
Lineage: Eukaryota; Viridiplantae; Streptophyta; Magnoliopsida; Fabales; Fabaceae
Product: variable charge X-linked protein 1-like
Exons: 2
Coding region: 246-1118 (290 amino acids)
Source: RefSeq, a predicted model, not a curated record
CUGGUUUCUUCGUGCAUAACAGAGAAAGGAACUCCAUACAAAGUGUCGUUUUAAAUUGCUUUACCUUUUGGUGUCGAAGUCGAGACAGACACCGCAUGCUCUCUCUCUCUCUCUCUCUCUCUCUCUCUCUCUCCCAUUGAUUUCCACGCACGUUCUUCUCCUUCGUUCCUUCUCUUUCUUUGUUUUGGGGUGAAAACAAGAACCGUACGGAAAGAAAUUAAGUAAGAGAACUUGAGGGACCAAAAAUGGGAGGUUGUGCCACCAAGCCUAAGGUCUCCAAGGAGGAUGCCCAAGCCCAAGCCAAAGCCAAGGCACCCGAACCCGAACCCGAACCUCAAAACCCCAACAAAGACACCGUUGAAAUCAAACUCUCAGCACAAGAACAAGGCGGCGACAACCUUAAUCUCAACGAAAUUGUUGACGACGACCAAGCUAUCAAACGACGCUCUCUCAGCUUCUUGUUCAAGGAGAACGAAGAUACAAAGGUCACAGAAACUGAAAAAACCGCAGGAGAGGAGACUGUGAAACAAGAAACAGAACCCGAGAAACCUUCGGAGGGUACUAAAAGCAACGACCCAACAGUGAAACAGGAAUCUCCAAAGACAGAGGUGAAACCAACCGUGGAAAGCAUGAGCAGCGAAUCAGAAAAGCAAAAAUCUCCGGUGGUUAACGUUACUGAGUCUGAGAAUGCGAAGACAGAUACAUCACAAAUUGAGAAACCUUCAGAGGAAUCUCAUAUCAAUGAACCAGCGGAGGAAACACUGACGCCAGAAUCAGAAGCUGAGAAAACUUCAGAGGAAAACAACCGAAGUAACGAGCCACUCAAAGAAGAACAUGUAGAGACCAAGGAGACAUCUUCAGAGGAAACACAAAGCAAUGAACCAAUCAAACAAGAGCCCGUUGAGCCAUCAGCAAAGAAUGAUUCAAAAGCAGAAAAAUCUGAGACUCCAAUUGAAGAGAACAUAAACACAGAAGCGGUUCCUCUGCCUGAAGAGAAGGUAAUUGAAGUUGUUUUAACUGAUGCAGAGUCUGUGGAGAAGGUAACAGAUGAAGCAAAACUCACCAUAGAAGAGAAAAGCCAUAUUGGGGCGGAGGAUGCACCCAAGGCUGAAAUAUGAAUGGAGCAGGAACAAUUUGAAACAUUGUUUGCUUAGUCCCGCAUUGUUCUCUGGUUCAUAACUUCAUGGGGCAUACCAACCAAAUCUUUGUGUGAAAUUUCCCAACUUCAUUUUCUUUAUGUGUUAAUUCUUUUUUUAUAUAUAUGUAAUUUGAAGAACUGAUUUUUGUUGUGGAGUCACUUUUCAUUCCUGUUAUUAUUGCUUGUCUGUAUUGGUAGAUCAAAAUCACCAUUGUAAAAUGUAAUUUUGUUGUGAAUUGCAAGUGGGAAUUCCCU